AUGGAGUACAAAACCCCUCAAAACGAGUACUCAGCACGGCCAGGCGAGUACGGCAAUGACCCUGCAGCUGGUGGCUCCACCUCCCCGCCCGGCGGGCAGCCACAGCCAGUCUUCAUGCAGCCGCUCCAGCCCGGGCAGCACAUACAAAUGCAGCCGAUGGGCCAGCAGCCGAUGUACAUGCAACCCAUGGGCGGACCAGGUGAGAAGUGCCUUGUUGGAAAAAAGCUCGACGUUCAAUUUCAUCAUUGACACGUUGCGGCAUUGACUUGUAAAAGUAAAAAGACAACACAAGGUCAAGGUGAAACUACAAUCGCGAUGUAUGAAGGAUGAUACUCUCAUCUCACACUCACUUCUGAGUUCCACUGGAUCUGACACAACUUCUACAGGUGGUCCCCCAAUGGUCGGCGCUCCGGUUAUGGCUCAGGGCACGCCGAUGGGCCACCCCCACAGCUUCGGCGGCGGACCGAUAAUCAUGGCCCCCAUGCACCAGGCCAUGCUGGAGUGGCAGAGGCCACAGGUAUGCUCCGAAUGUACCGCGGAGUGCUGCCUCGCGGGUUGCUGCCCCUGCAUAUCCGUGAGCAGCACCAUGACACUAGCAAAGAUGACCGGCCCCUGGGCGUUUAUAGUGGGAAUCUUGGUGUUUCUCCAGUACGUGUCGGACGGGAUAAGAAAUUCGGUAAUCGUCCAUACCUGCUGCUUUUUCGUACUGCGUUGUUUGUCUUGCGUCAUACUCAUCGCAAAUUUGGCACACUGUCGUAGCUCGGGUUGUUGGUGCAUCAGUUUAUGACACCGGCAUGAUGUUCAACAUAAGUAAAACUAAAAUUUAAAUUGAAAAAAAUCCAAAAAUCAGCGUCUCGAAGACGACCCCUGGCCGGCCAUCCGGGGUUUAGCCGGCCUGUUCAAUCUCGUUUUCAGCAUUUCGGAGGCCAUGACGCUGGUAAAGUGGAAGGAAGCCACGGGGCGGCACAUUCGCGUCCGCGACCCGGAUGGUAACUGCGGCGAGGAUUUCUGUCUCUUCUGGUGCUGCGUCUGCUACACCAUUCCCGCCGUGCAUCGAACAGUGGAAGACUGGCACCGGAUGGGCGGAGGUUCCGGGGGUGGGCAGCUGUCGCCCAAUUACCACAUGCCACCAACAUCUUUUCAGCACGCGGGGUUAGUGGCCGGGGGACCGACCCCCGUGGUGAUGGGGCCGCCAAUACAAGUGCAGCAGCAGCCGCAGCAGCAAAGACCAGCCUAUCAGGAGGUUAGUUGAGCUUGAGGCGGGUGUAGGAGGUAUGUUAAAGGCGCGGCAUGAUUGAAAUAGAAAUACUUGUAAUCGUAAUGACAAAGUCCAGUGAUGAAGUUAGUUGUAUCGGACGGUCUGGUUUCAUCAACAGUUUCAUGGCAAGGAUGACUUUUUGAAAUACUUGCAAGACCUGUGUACAAUUCCGACGUCUGUGAAGAAUAAAAAGACGCUACGCGGUGCCUCACUAUGUGCUUGGUUCUUAUCAAAAAUCUAACGAGCCUACUCAUAUACACAUGCAAAAGCGUGGCGCUUCUGCAGCGCGGCUG
Molecule: messenger RNA, 1551 nt
Organism: Amoebophrya sp. A120
Lineage: Eukaryota; Dinophyceae; Syndiniales; Amoebophryaceae
Source: the annotation of a GenBank genome assembly